Molecule: messenger RNA, 1686 nt
Organism: Hydractinia symbiolongicarpus
Lineage: Eukaryota; Metazoa; Cnidaria; Hydrozoa; Anthoathecata; Hydractiniidae
Exons: 4
Coding region: 181-1584 (467 amino acids)
Source: RefSeq, a predicted model, not a curated record
UAUGCAAAGAGUAGAAUAACACAAAAAUGUUAACAGAUGAUUCAAAAUAUUACACUGUGGUUAGUGUCGCGUUGUUAGAUUAUUAAAAGUUUUCGUUGAAAUGACUAAUAUUUUAUAAAUUGCUUGAAAGUUUUUAAAAGAGUUAAGCACGUAAAAUUAAAUAGUUAUUUUUGAUUUAUCAUGAAUUUUGUUUGCCUGCUGUGGUUUUUUGCAAGUUUUUUUGAAGCAAUCAAAACCGAAUCGAUUCUUACGACAAUAUGCUUUGGAGAUGUUAAAACACUAACAUGUGAAGAUGGAAACGAAGUUGUCAUACAGGGAGCUUUCUACAAACCUCUCAAUAAAAAUUCCUCUCUAUGUAUGCACGCCAAUAACAGCGUGCCACCGUGUCGAGUGCCUCGAUUAGAAAAUUUCCUAGGAAGUAACUGCCAUGGUAAAAACGAAUGUUUGUUGGAGUAUCAAGACAAAACUGGUGUACAGAAAGGGGAUUGUCAAUCAACAUUGUAUUUAAACAUAGAGUACAAAUGCGUUGAGCAAAAUGAAAACGAGACAGAGAACAUCCUUCUUCAACAUUCAACAUCAAAAUUUACACCAACAUCGGUAACUGACACCGUCACUUCGAAAGACACAGGUUACAAAGGCUUUGGAUAUUUAUCUUUGGCACGUUUGUUUCUGGAGUUUAAAUUGAUGACAUCUUAUAUAGCAGACCACCAUCGUUACGCAAUCCUGUACGGGAUGAUAAGCCUUGCUGUUGGAAUGUUGUUCUUUAUCCUCUUCGUGGCUUGUUUAAUGUUAUGUGGGAGAUGUUGCAAAAAAAGCGGAAAAUUUGAUGUCGAAGAUGGCGAACGUUCGAUCGAAGUUUCGGCACCUGUCACUCCGGCUACGAUUCCACCGUCAAAUUUCGAGACGGUAUUAGUGACCCGUCAAAACGGUGUGCCGUUAUCGGAAACUACAUUGAGUAGCGACAGUACGUUAACAACGCGAAGGUCAUCGAAUGGAAAAACGGACCAUCACGUUAUAAGCACGAUACGGAGAACUCACUCGAUCGAUGAAGGAACACAAACGGACCACGAGGACAUCGAAUCUAUCGAUCUUAAGCCACAGACGCUUUCGUUUGAAGAAGAGAAAGAGCUCGGUCACCUUGUCAACACAAUGAACUUUUACAACCGUCGUUUGGACGACGAUUUUUACAUUCCACCAAAAAAGAACACACAGGUUAAAAACAUCAAUAACCCUCAAGAUCGAACGAGGUUUUUUUAUUCCAAACCGUCUGAUACAAAACCAUUGUUAACUCAGCCAAAUUCUUCGAGUGAUAAUUACUCGCCAAAUGAAGAUUAUUCGUCUGACGAAAGAACGAAGUUUCUUUCGCAUAAGAAAUAUAAAUUGCGAAAUCCAUCGGAAGUUUCGUAUGAAACCAGUACCAGCAACGCCAGCGAUGGCAGUACAGACCCUUACUCGCCUGAUUCUAUAUUUAACGGUGAUACUUUAAGACAUAAUUCGAGGCCACGUACACCACGGACUCCCAAACUCGGGGUGCGAGGGGAUGGCUUUGAUUUUAUACAAAAUGGAUCAAGACACAAAAAUUAACUUUUAAAGUUCUUUUAAAUUUUACUUAGUUUAUUGCUUGUAGAAAUCUUGUACAUACAUACAUAUAUUUAGAUGAUUGAAAAUAUAUAACCAUCAACCUGC